Schizophyllum commune H4-8 is the source of this 2172-nucleotide messenger RNA. RefSeq lists its product as uncharacterized. The record is from RefSeq and is a predicted model, not a curated record. The coding region runs from base 55 to 2019 and encodes 654 amino acids. Lineage: Eukaryota; Fungi; Basidiomycota; Agaricomycetes; Agaricales; Schizophyllaceae. The transcript has 13 exons.
GAGGAAAAGAUUCUCUUCAACCUCGUCACGACCAACCUCGCCCGGCAUAGCGUCAUGAGCACCGUCGGGCAGCGGCUGCUGCUGCUCGGUGUCCAGACGCACCUCUGUGAAACCAUCCCGGACGCAUCGUUUGAGUUCAUGACGACCAUUAAGCGCGCACUCACGGACCGCGCCGUACACCAAACCAUCAUGGUCAAGCAGGCCGCGUACACCGCCCGCGUCCCGCGCGGAAACCAUCCCCACGCCCAGGAGGUCGUCAAGAUGUUCGACGCGUACAUCGGAGUGCACUGCGAUGCGUUCGGGCUCGCGCGCUCACAGGCCUUGGUCAAGAACAUCUAUCUUCAGCCGGCAGUCGCCGCUUGCAAAGGCGUCAAAGCUUGGGAGGCUACGACGGGAAUCUGCCUACGCGGUGGUUUCUCCAACGGUGAUGGAGAUGGGCAUCAAUCUCCUCCUGACGCUGCAUCGGCUAUGAAGGCUGCGCUGACCGCCUUGUAUGCGACGGAUCUUCCCCCCAAUAGUCCCGAAUUCACGCUCGAGUUCACCGCUACAUCUGAGGCCCAUCGUUCGAGCAGAAUGGCUCUCGGUCAGGACGCAGUCCACGCCAUGGUCGUUCUUCAGAUCGCUCAAUUUUGGGAGGACAUAUCUCCCGCUAUGCUUGAGCGCGUCAUCACCAUCGUCCUCAGUCAGGAAUUCUUGCACCAUAUCCCGCAUCGCCUCGACCCCAGACAGAGUCGCUGGCCAAAGAAGGAUGACCAUCUGCAAGUCCUUUUCUGGUUUGGAUGUCAAGCGCUGGCGGGCCGCGAACAAGCGAUGCACGGCUUCGUCCACGAGGUCAUUCGGCCUGCGGUCAUGGCACUGCGGGGGUUCUACUUUCCGCUGUAUCUUCCGAAUGCCCGCAUCCCCGUCGACUGGUCUAACCGUCUUGUCGUCAACCUACCCAUGCAACACAUGCUGCUUCGCUAUGUCGAGAACCUCGCGCUUGGCCUUUAUGUGGAGCUCAACUCCGACUCGCGCGUGGAGAUCUUCGUAGAGGAUGCUCAGCGACUCUUGCAGACAAAUUCUCGGCAUGUCGUGUAUCACGACUUGAUGGGACAGAUAGAUAAUACGUCGAAGUUGCUCGAAGACGCUGUGAGUGAACAUGAGCUACAGAACUCGCCCGACGACUGUCUCGUCGUUGCAACCGUGACGGGGCUUCAGGGGGACACUUGCAUGCAGCAGACCGAUGUCCAGCGGCUCGUCCUGCUCACGCUGCCACUCCAUGUGCACGCUACCGUUUUUCGGCUCGGGGCUUCGGCAGGUAAUCAGCUCGACGGUUCCAUCAUCUUGCGCAUCCGCCGCGACUCGCUCUUCAUCCUUUUCGAGGGCCAGGAGGCGACCGAUCUCUACUUGUCGGAAGGUGUAUUCAUCCAUCUCGACAAAGAGAUACGACGGGGGCAGUGCUCGGCCAGGCUCCUGAACUUUGUCCAUCGCAGCAUCGAUCGGACCACCCUCGCGCAGCGCGGGCUCUCCGCCUACCGCGACCUGCUGCUCCCCCCGCCUGGCCCCCUCCUUCCGAAGGUGGGCAUCAGGAUCCCUAUGCCAAUGUUCUCGGGCGAGAAGCUCAAGGUGCAUUCGCGCGCUGGCCGCAACGCGGGCUAUAUUCCGGCGGCUGAGUGCCCGGUCGUCGCUGGGUGCGCGGUUCAGUUCCGUGGGAAUGGGUAUCUUGGGUCGGAUCCUAUGGCGCUCUUUAGUCGGGACGAUUGCGCAUACCUGUGGGACUACGCGCUACGGUUGCACGACGGGGGUUGGACGUGCUCCAUCCUCUUCAACGGCCUCGUCUCCGAGAGGUUCCUGAACAACCUGAACGUCGCGCUCCCGCAGCUCAAUGGUGUCGACGGUCAGUGGGUGCGGAUGGAUUCUCGCGCGGUGCAGCGUUGGGUGGUCGAGGUGGUGCAGGAGAAGGCGGAGGUGCACCGCUUCUUGGACAACGGAGUCAGCAGUGUCCGUCCUGGGGCGAGGAUGGACUUCCUCUGCAACUAGGCGCGUUGUUCUUGGGUCGUUGUCCUCUGUGGAUGUAUGUUUCCGAGUCUUGUCUUGUGUGAUUGUGGCGAGUUUAGUAUAGUGUUAGUCGGUCUAUAAUGGGUAUUUGGGGAUUUCUUUGGUAACGCGGAUGGACUUAAAUUGCAAGCGGAG